GUGCACGAGUUAUGUUGACUGCAAAUAUAUGGACAGAAGCUGGUUUAGUCAAUGGCUCAUUAGGAACCAUACAUGACAUAUUAUUCGAAGAACCAGGUCCUCCAUGCGUUCCUACAGCAGUUUUUAUAAGCUUUGAUGAUUACAAAGGCCCUACAGUCACUAACGUAGAAGGCGUAAAAGUUGUUACGAUUACUCCAAUUCGACGUAACUGGGAAGACCUUGGUGGCAAAGAAUUUGCGGCCGGUCUUUCGUUCGUCGCAACUUCUCGGGUCCGUACUCUUAAGGAUCUCCUUUUCAAACCGUUCAGUUUUGAAAGGCUGCAGAGAAUUAAAGAGUGUAAAAGGCUGCAAGAAAGGAAAAAAGAGGAGGAACG
Molecule: messenger RNA, 373 nt
Organism: Cetraspora pellucida
Lineage: Eukaryota; Fungi; Glomeromycota; Glomeromycetes; Diversisporales; Gigasporaceae
Source: the annotation of a GenBank genome assembly